UCUUUGGUCCCAUACAAAGGUUGAACUUUGCCAUAUAUAUUAUAAUUCUCUUUGGUUGAACUUGGCAACCGUCGUCCGGCUGUCAUCGUCGUAUUUCGUAUUGCAGUUCGUCUGUAAUUAUUUAAAAAUAUUAUUCGAAUAUUGUGUGAAAAUGGCCUCAAAAGUGCCGUUUGUUAAGUUCUACAACGGGCUCAACUGCCCGAUUCUUGGUUUGGGGACAUGGAAGUCCAAGCCAGGCGAAGUGACACAAGCCGUUAAGGAUGCUAUCGACAUCGGCUACAGGCACAUCGACUGCGCGUUUGUGUACGGAAACGAGAAGGAAGUCGGGGAGGCCAUCACUGCCAAGAUCAGCGAGGGAGUCGUCAAAAGGGAGGAGUUGUUCAUCACGUCCAAGCUGUGGAACACGUUCCACCGGCCCGACCUGGUGCGUGGUGCGUUGCAGAAGAGCCUCGACAACCUCAACGUGGAGUACCUUGAUCUGUACCUCAUACACUGGCCUCAGGCGUAUAAGGAAGACGGCCCCUUGUUCCCAACGGAUGAGAGCGGCAACAUCCAAUUCUCCGAGGUGGACUACGUGGACACAUGGAAGAGCCUCGAGCCGCUGCAAAAGGAGGGCCUGGUGAAGAGCCUCGGCGUCUCCAACUUCAACUCCAAGCAGCUGAAGAGGCUGCUCGAGCGUGCCAGCGUCAAGCCCGUCGUUAAUCAGGUGGAAUGCCACCCGUACUUGAACCAAGCGCGCCUGAAGAAGUUCUGCGAGGACCUUGACAUCAAGAUCACGGCGUACUCUCCGCUCGGCUCGCCGGACAGACCCUGGGCGAAGCCCGACGACCCUCAGCUGAUGGAGGACCCCAAGCUCAAGGCCAUCGCUGAUAGACUUGGCAAGACUGUCGCGCAGGUGUUGAUCAGGUAUCAGAUCGACCGCGGCAACAUCGUGAUCCCGAAGUCGGUGACCAAGUCGCGCAUCGCGAGCAACUUCGACGUGUUCGACUUCAAGCUGUCGGCGGAGGACGUCGCGCUCAUCGACAGCUUCGACUGCAACGGACGUCUCGUGCCCAUGACCGCAUCAUUGGGCCACAAGUACCAUCCGUUCGAGAAUGAUGAGUUUUAAGAAUACUACUGAGUAAUUUGUUAUAAAAGAUGCAAUACAAUAUGUUAUUUUGUUACGUAAAUAUAAUAUUAUGAUCAA
This is a messenger RNA of Manduca sexta (tobacco hornworm), 1186 nucleotides long. Its product is annotated as aldo-keto reductase family 1 member B1. The coding region runs from base 152 to 1108 and encodes 318 amino acids. The transcript has 7 exons. Gene Ontology annotation, molecular function: aldose reductase (NADPH) activity. The record is from RefSeq and is a predicted model, not a curated record. NCBI's taxonomy places the organism in Eukaryota, Metazoa, Arthropoda, Insecta, Lepidoptera, Sphingidae. Gene Ontology annotation, cellular component: cytosol.